This is a messenger RNA of Sorex araneus (European shrew), 9647 nucleotides long. RefSeq names its product structural maintenance of chromosomes 1A (gene SMC1A). The coding region runs from base 87 to 3788 and encodes 1233 amino acids. Lineage: Eukaryota; Metazoa; Chordata; Mammalia; Eulipotyphla; Soricidae. Gene Ontology annotation, cellular component: chromosome; nucleus; cohesin complex. Gene Ontology annotation, molecular function: DNA binding; ATP hydrolysis activity; protein binding. Gene Ontology annotation, biological process: sister chromatid cohesion. The record is from RefSeq and is a predicted model, not a curated record. The transcript has 25 exons.
UGCACUGCGGUGUUUCCCGCGCGUGUCACCCCAGUUCCCGGGUGUACGGCGCGGCCUUUCGUACCGCCGCCGGCGCCGCAGCCGUCAUGGGGUUCCUGAAACUGAUCGAGAUCGAGAACUUUAAGUCUUACAAGGGUCGACAGAUUAUCGGACCGUUUCAGAGGUUCACCGCCAUCAUUGGACCCAAUGGCUCUGGUAAGUCAAAUCUCAUGGAUGCCAUCAGUUUUGUAUUGGGUGAAAAAACCAGCAACUUGCGGGUGAAGACUCUGAGGGACCUAAUCCACGGAGCUCCUGUGGGCAAGCCAGCAGCCAACCGGGCCUUUGUCAGCAUGGUCUACUCUGAAGAGGGUGCCGAGGAUCGCACCUUUGCUCGUGUCAUUGUUGGGGGUUCCUCUGAGUAUAAGAUCAACAACAAAGUGGUCCAGCUACAUGAGUACAGUGAGGAAUUAGAGAAAUUGGGCAUUCUCAUCAAGGCUCGUAACUUCCUCGUCUUCCAGGGUGCUGUAGAGUCUAUUGCCAUGAAGAACCCCAAAGAGAGAACAGCUCUGUUUGAAGAAAUCAGUCGCUCUGGGGAGCUGGCCCAGGAGUAUGACAAACGAAAAAAAGAAAUGGUGAAGGCUGAAGAGGACACACAAUUUAAUUACCAUCGCAAAAAAAACAUUGCGGCUGAACGCAAGGAGGCCAAACAGGAGAAGGAAGAGGCUGACCGCUACCAGCGCCUAAAGGAUGAGGUAGUUCGAGCUCAGGUACAGCUGCAGCUUUUUAAGCUUUACCAUAAUGAAGUGGAAAUUGAGAAACUCAAUAAGGAAUUGGCCUCUAAGAACAAGGAAAUUGAGAAGGACAAGAAGCGUAUGGACAAGGUAGAGGAUGAGCUAAAGGAGAAGAAGAAGGAGCUGGGCAAAAUGAUGCGGGAGCAGCAGCAGAUUGAAAAGGAGAUCAAGGAGAAGGACUCAGAACUGAACCAGAAGCGGCCUCAGUACAUCAAAGCUAAGGAAAAUACCUCCCACAAAAUCAAGAAGUUAGAAGCAGCCAAGAAGUCCCUACAGAAUGCUCAGAAGCAUUUUAAGAAACGUAAAGGUGACAUGGAUGAGUUGGAAAAGGAGAUGCUCUCCGUAGAAAAAGCCCGGCAAGAAUUUGAGGAACGGAUGGAAGAGGAGAGCCAGAGUCAGGGUAGAGACUUAACCUUGGAGGAGAAUCAGGUAAAGAAAUACCAUCGGUUGAAAGAAGAGGCCAGCAAGAGAGCAGCCACCCUGGCUCAGGAGCUGGAGAAGUUCAAUCGAGACCAGAAAGCAGACCAGGACCGGCUAGAUCUGGAAGAGAGGAAGAAAGUAGAGACAGAGGCUAAGAUCAAGCAAAAACUGCGGGAGAUUGAAGAGAACCAGAAGCGAAUUGAGAAACUGGAGGAAUACAUCACGACUAGCAAACAGUCCCUGGAGGAGCAGAAGAAACUUGAGGGGGAACUGACAGAGGAGGUGGAGAUGGCCAAGCGGCGUAUUGAUGAGAUCAAUAAGGAGCUGAACCAGGUGAUGGAGCAGCUGGGGGAUGCCCGCAUUGACCGCCAGGAGAGCAGCCGCCAGCAGCGAAAGGCAGAGAUUAUGGAAAGCAUUAAGCGCCUUUAUCCUGGUUCUGUGUAUGGGCGCCUCAUUGACCUCUGCCAGCCCACACAAAAGAAGUAUCAGAUUGCUGUAACCAAGGUUCUGGGCAAGAACAUGGAUGCCAUUAUUGUGGAUUCAGAGAAGACAGGCCGGGACUGUAUUCAGUAUAUCAAGGAACAGCGUGGGGAGCCUGAGACCUUCUUGCCUCUUGACUAUCUGGAGGUGAAACCUACAGAUGAGAAACUCCGAGAGCUGAAGGGGGCCAAGCUGGUGAUUGAUGUGAUUCGCUAUGAGCCACCUCAUAUUAAAAAGGCCCUGCAAUAUGCUUGUGGAAAUGCCCUUGUCUGUGAUAAUGUAGAGGAUGCCCGCCGCAUUGCUUUUGGAGGCCACCAGCGUCAUAAGACAGUGGCACUAGAUGGCACACUGUUCCAGAAAUCUGGAGUCAUCUCUGGUGGGGCCAGUGAUCUAAAGGCCAAGGCAAGGCGUUGGGAUGAGAAAGCUGUAGACAAGUUGAAAGAGAAGAAGGAGAGAUUGACGGAGGAGCUAAAAGAGCAAAUGAAGGCAAAGCGAAAAGAAGCAGAACUACGUCAAGUGCAGUCUCAGGCCCAUGGACUGCAGAUGCGGCUCAAGUACUCACAGAGUGACCUGGAACAGACCAAGACACGGCAUCUAGCCCUCAAUCUGCAGGAAAAAUCCAAGCUGGAGAGUGAAUUAGCCAACUUUGGGCCUCGCAUCAAUGAUAUCAAGAGGAUUAUCCAGAGCCGAGAGAGGGAAAUGAAAGAUUUGAAGGAAAAGAUGAAUCAGGUAGAAGAUGAAGUUUUCGAAGAGUUUUGCCGGGAGAUAGGUGUACGCAACAUCCGAGAGUUUGAGGAAGAGAAGGUGAAGCGACAGAAUGAAAUUGCCAAGAAGCGUUUGGAGUUUGAAAAUCAGAAAACGCGCUUGGGCAUCCAGUUGGAUUUUGAAAAGAACCAGUUGAAAGAAGAUCAGGAUAAAGUACACAUGUGGGAGCAGACAGUGAAAAAAGAUGAAAAUGAGAUAGAAAAACUCAAGAAGGAGGAGCAAAGGCACAUGAAGAUCAUAGAUGAGACCAUGGCCCAGCUACAAGACCUGAAGAAUCAGCACCUGGCCAAGAAGUCAGAGGUGAAUGACAAGAAUCACGAAAUGGAGGAGAUUCGUAAGAAACUGGGGGGCGCCAACAAGGAAAUGACCCAUUUACAGAAGGAGGUGACAGCUAUUGAGACCAAGCUUGAACAGAAGCGUAGUGACCGCCACAACCUGCUGCAGGCCUGUAAGAUGCAAGAUAUUAAGCUGCCACUGUCUAAGGGCACCAUGGAUGAUAUUAGUCAGGAGGAGGGUAGUUCCCAGGGAGAAGAUUCAGUGAGUGGUUCCCAGCGAACAUCAAGUAUCUAUGCACGAGAGGCUCUCAUUGAGAUCGACUAUGGCGACCUGUGUGAGGAUCUGAAGGAUGCUCAGGCUGAGGAGGAGAUCAAACAGGAGAUGAAUACACUGCAGCAAAAACUAAAUGAGCAGCAGAGUGUACUCCAGCGCAUUGCUGCUCCCAAUAUGAAGGCCAUGGAAAAGCUGGAAAGUGUCCGAGACAAGUUCCAGGAGACCUCAGAUGAAUUUGAGGCUGCUCGUAAGCGAGCCAAGAAGGCCAAGCAGGCAUUUGAACAGAUCAAGAAGGAGCGUUUUGAUCGCUUCAAUGCUUGUUUUGAAUCUGUGGCUACCAACAUUGAUGAGAUCUACAAGGCCCUCUCCCGCAACAGCAGUGCCCAGGCAUUUUUGGGCCCUGAGAACCCUGAGGAGCCCUACUUAGAUGGCAUCAACUACAACUGUGUGGCUCCUGGCAAACGCUUCCGGCCAAUGGAUAACUUGUCAGGGGGGGAGAAAACAGUGGCAGCUCUGGCCCUACUGUUUGCUAUCCACAGCUACAAGCCAGCUCCCUUCUUCGUCCUGGAUGAGAUCGAUGCUGCCCUGGAUAACACCAACAUUGGCAAGGUGGCAAAUUACAUCAAGGAGCAGUCAACUUGCAACUUCCAGGCCAUAGUCAUCUCUCUCAAGGAGGAGUUCUACACCAAGGCUGAGAGCCUCAUUGGAGUCUACCCUGAGCAAGGGGACUGUGUGAUCAGCAAAGUCCUGACCUUCGACCUCACCAAGUACCCUGAUGCCAACCCUAACCCCAAUGAGCAGUAGCAGUAAUUUGCCCUCCUACCCUGUCUGGAUCCCUAAGAUUCUCCCCUUCCAGCCUCUGGAUAUUUGACUCCCAACUUUCCCCUACCUCCUGUCCCUGUUAGGUUUAGGUAUGGGAUUUAGGCACUGCUAUCAAGCACGAAGAGGAACAGAGGUGAUAUUAGGUCUGGAGCAAAAGUUUCUGAGCUACAGGGAGUAUCCUGGCCUCUGGAAGGUGCUGAGCUGAACUGAGCUGCACAGGGCCAUCUGUCUGUCCUCCCUCCUCACCCUUCAGACCUCUUAAUCAACCAUAGCCAUGGGUCCCUUGGGCCCACUUGCAUUUGCUUGUGUGUGGGUAUGUAUGUGUGCACAUGUGUGCAUGUGGACGUGUUUGCAAACUAAUAAAGAUGAUGGAGACAUUUUAGAAGAAGCCUAGAUGAAGUUGAUUCAAAGAGGGCUUAGUAUGAUAGUACCCCAGAGCUAGGCACAGCUAUUUAGGACCUCUUAAGGGGCAGGCAGUCACAUGAAAAUUACCCUCAUUCACUAGUCUGUGUUUUCACUCAUUUGUGUAUUCAUCAAACAAGUACUGAACAUGCUCUAUAGUCAGGCUCUAUGCUAGAAAUACAGUGCCGAAUCAGACACCAUCUCCAGCCUCCUCAGAGAUACAGUGACUUAAUGAGUUUCUUUGGUUAUAUUAAUGUCAUUUUUAUAGAUACUUUGAAGAGAUUAUAAUCUGCAGGCUUCUUGGGAAAGGUCACAUUUGAGCUGAACCAUGACAGAUUGGUAGGAUUUGCUCAGGCACUAGGGAGCAUGGGACAGGCAGUUGUGGGUUCUAGUCACAUUUUUAAUCACUGAUUAAUUGUUUGGCAUUGGGCAAGUCAUUUGAUCUUUCUGUGCCUCAGUUUCCUCAUUUGUAAAAUGGGGUUAACAAUAUUACCUACCUCAUAGAAUUUAAUGAUGUCAAGUUUAUUACUGGAGGCCUUAGUCCUAAUUGGAGCUCACUAGGUGCCAACCUCUCAAUAUAUGACGUCUUGUGCUUGGACCCCUGAAGGUUUCUGGUCCUAAAUCUGUGAGAUGCCCAAUGCCUUGAUUAUUGGAAAGGUUCCAGGGCAUUGAUGGUGUUUAGAUAAUAAAUGGAGGGCCUAAGGAAACCUAUAGCUUCAACCAUAUCGUAACUGGUGCCUGGUCCCCAGCUUGGGUUGUGAGGAAAUAAAGGAGAGGUACCCUGGGCCACAUUUGGCUGACUGCAUGUGAUGUUCCUUUUGGGAACUAACAACAUUAGCUGUAGGAACUGGACUGAAGCAGCACAGCCUACUGCCAUGAAGUCAGUCUUUGCUUACUGACAUACUGUCAGACCCUAUCCUGAUGUGUAUAUUACAUUUUUUGUUUUUAAAAUGUUGAAUCCAUACAAAUUACCCAGAAGUUGAACACAUAAAUUCAUUCUCUUUACAGAUUAUAUUUUACAAAUAAAACUAGCUUCGUUCAUCAUUAAUCUCCUCCCCCUUUUUAUUGUAUCUUCAUCUAAACUUAUGAAUUUUACAGAAAUAUGAAAUCAUUGAAAAUGUUGUGUUAAAAGCAAAUGACAAGUUGAUUUUGCUUUAUCAUUGUUUUUGAGAUCUAUGCAUGUUGCUAAAUGUAGAUUUAAACACCUUUAUAUGAUUCUGCUACAUUUUACUUCCCAUUUCUCUAGUGAUAGUGUCUUUUUUUCAAUUUUACUAUGACAGAAUACUACACAGGAGUAUCGUGUGUGCAUGCGUGUGUAUGUAGUUUACCUAGAGUUGAUUCCUAAAAGUUGAAUCACAGUGUCAUAGGAUAUUGUAUAUUUUUUAAUAGAUACUUCUAAAUUACCCUCUUGUACUGUUAGUAUUUUUCUUGAGACUGUCUAAGGUCUACCAUUGUUUUCUACUUCAGUUUUAGCUUAAGUAAUGUUAUAGUGAAAGCACGUCUUUUAUAUGCUAAUUAUGUAUUUUAUCUAAUAGUAAAAGGCCCAAGUCUCAGAACAAAAUAAACUGGUCCAUAUUCAACCAAAGACAUCACAUACCACCAAUGCUAUAUGUGUUAUAGUUUGAGAACUGCUGGCAUAAAUGAAAAAGCAAUUUGGGAGUCAAUUGUGGUUCAAAUCCUAGCUGUCGGAACUUGAACCCCAUUGCUUCCUCUCAGAUCCUUUGUUUCCUCAUGUAGAAAGGGAAAUAAUAUAUGCCUACUUUGUAAGAGUGCAGAUGAAAUAUUUUUGAAGCAAUUUGGCACCUAGCUCAUGAGGGGCUUUAAAGGCAGUGAUUGCUAUUCUCCCCACUUUACAGUUAAGGUCUAGGAAAGUUAAAUGACCCAAAUGAAUUAGUGAAGAACAGUGAGACUCUCCAGUCAUGUGGUUUCUCCACUGUGAGGAGUAGUUAUCUUGAUUUUGCACCAAGAAAUAGCUUGUUAUGUAUUUUAUUUUUCCUUUUUUUUUAAAUUGAAGCAAUACAAAUACAAGUUAAAGAAUAAAAUAGUAAAUAAAGAUUUGUAAUGAAAAGCAGCAAUUUCUGCGGCACCCCACAUCCAAAGGUUUUGGCUUUCCUUGUGCUGGUCACACGUCUAGAAAUCUUAAUUCAGUGGGUAUGGAUAGUAAUUAGAAUAACUAAUCCCUGCCUCACAGGGAUGGAAAGGAUUACAUUAUAUAUCUUAACCUAAGGAAUUUGCACACAGGAAUGUGAUUGAGGUCUUGAGGAUCAGAGCUUAGAUGAUCAAGAUCCUAGUGGUUCAGUAGAAGAACUUUGACUUAAUCUUGGAUUUUCUUUGUGCCACAUUACCUUGAAUCAUCACAUAUUUAAGGAAGGCUGUGUUCAUAGGUGAGCAGACACUAUGGUAUAUUUUUGCAAGUAAGCUGAGCAAGUAGAGUCUUCAGUUUACCAAGACACUACGGUUGCCUUUCUUAUACUCUGAACCAUUAACCUUGCUCUUGGUAAUCAAAGGAUACCCAGAGACGUCUUUUUCUUUUUUUUGGCUUUUUGGGUCACACCCAGUAAUGCACAGGGGUUACUCCUGGCUCAUGCACUCAGGAAUUACUCCUGGCAGUGCUUGGGGGACUAUAUGGGAUGCUAAGAAUUGUGUCGGCUGCGUGCAAGGCAAAUUCCCUACCCACUGUGCUAUUGCUCUAGCCCCAACAGUCUUUAAUUGGGCAUCUGAGUCUGAAUCAUGUACAACACGGUCAUGAAAUAAUUCAAAUAUUUAUCUUUCCUUUGAGGAGCUCACUGUCUAGUUGGGAGGGCAAUUCAUUCUUUAAACAGCCAUUGAACACACAGAGUGAUCAGCACUUUGAGAGGAGCACAGAAUAAGGAGGAUGACUUCUUUGCUAGGCAUCCUCUCACCUAGGAGGUGACCCCUGGGCUGAAUCUUGAGGAACUAGAAAGAACUAGGUAAGGUAUAAGGAAUUCCCAGGUAUUGAGAACAAUAUGCACAAAGACCUGAAGACCAGAAAUAAGCCAAACCAGUUCAGAAAUACUGAACACCAGUAUUCCUGAGGUGGGAAGAACAGCAAAAUCUGAACCUGGAGAUGUGAUGAAGGACCAUAUUUUGAAGGGGUUUUGAGGGACUGGCUAGAAAGUUCAGAUUUACUUCAUGUACAUUCUGAAUUAGCUAUUCACAAGAAACAGGACAUCCUGGUCCCCCAACCUCUAAACAUUCACUUUCUGCAAUUUGGAUGGGGCCUUUGGAUCUUAAAUUUGCAAAUGUCAUCAUAUGACUUUAGGGUGCAGAUAGGUUUGAGAACUGUAGCCAGAAGGCAAUAGGGGAAUCAUAGAAUGAUUUUAAGCAGGGGAAAUACUUUUUCAAACUCACAUGUGAAUUUUAACAAACCCUUUUUUCUGGCCUGCCUUUAUGGAAAUAUGUUAGGUCAGGUGUACUUAUAUGCUCCUGGGCCUGUAGUUUCCAUAUUGUCCUUCUUGAACUAUAUUAUAUAUUUGCUUGCUUUGUCUCUGAAUAAGCAGUAAGCACCACAAGGGUGAGCGUGGUGUUAUCUUGCUACAGGUAUACCCCUAGGAAAAAGCACAAUGCGUAACAAAAUAGGCAGCCAAUUAAUUAUGAGUGAAUGUACCUUACUGAAGGCAUUUAUGAGGGAGAGAUUAGAGAUGGAGAUCAGUUAUAAGAACUAUUGAAUAAAGACCAGGAGGUCUGCUCUAGGACAGGGAGUGGGAAUGAAUUAGUGGUCAUAAAUUAUGAGUUGUUGAGGAAAAUUGAUGAACUAAAGACUUGGUGUCUGUUGAUUGGAUGUGGAGGGUGACUGAGAAGAUAGAAUGAGUACCCAUUAAUAGCCAAGACUCUUACCCUAUCCCAGUCACUCUUCCUCAUCCCUCUGAAUAAGGAUAUUCCAGCCUCUUCAGCAGCUGGAAUUCCUUCCACAAGUGAGUUAAACAUUCUGUGUGUGUUGUGUGGUCUCCCAUUCCCCUGGCCAUUGAUCCAUUCAUCCGGUUCAAUAAAUCUUGGCCAAGUACCUCCUGUAUUCAGUGAGGCUCUUCCAAGCCAGUAUUUGACUCCCUUUUUCCUACCUCUAGAGAAUUUUUUUGAGGGCUUCCCUAGGUAAGAGUUAUAUCCUUUAUAUAGUAACCUAAAGGGAGAUACCCAUAUAUCAGGCCUUUAAGGAAACUUGCAGGCAUUUUCUAACUUCCCCUCCUGAGGCUCUUGGUGGGAAAAGGAAUUUGCCCAAGGUCCCUCUUCUAGGGAUGUUGAAGAUAGAACAACAAGUCCUUUCUCCACAUUAUUCCUAGAGCCUUGAAUUCUCAUUCCAGAGCAGGAGUGACAGAGGUGGCCAGGGAGAAAGUGGACUUAAGUUGAGCCUUGAAAGUUGAUGUACUGGAUAGGUCAAAAAGCAUGUCAGUUACUGCCCUGUUCUGGAUACCCUCAAUAAAACCUGCCAUGUCCAUAGUCCUUUCUUAGGGGUUUCUUAAGCAUGAAUUGUCAUGCUCCUUACCAUGUGACCUCAGUCCUGACUACAGAUGGAUGGUUAGGUUGGAAUUGUAUCUCACUCAAGGACAGUCAGUCUCCAGGCUGGCGAGCCCCCUAUUAGGUGGACUGAUGUAAGACUGUCAUAGGGAGAUGGCCUGUAUCAAAUGACAAGUAUUUAAAACACAGAAUCUUUUUCAGGGAGGCAGAAUAUGAGAUUUUUCAGAAAUGAGCAGUUAAUUAGAAUUUAGUGAGGCAAAAAAAGGCGAAUGAGGGGUACCAGAAACUAAGCAACAAAAGCAAGGAGAAAGGUGCAGAAACCAUAAAAUGUAUGUACAGUGAAACCAUGUGGCCACGAGGCAAUAGAAGCCAUGAAGCAGCAAGAUAGCAAUGGGCCAAAAGGACACAGAAGCCAUGAAGCAAUAGGAGCCACAAUGUAGCAAAAGCCGCAAGGAACAGAAAUCAUGAAAGGAAACUGAAACUGAGAUCCAUGAAGCAGCAAAAGACUUGAACAGACAAGAUCUGGGAAGUGAUAGAAGUGAGCAAGAGAAGAGCUGCAGGGUAGCUGAAACCAUGUGGCAGCAAGACUAUAGGAAUCAAAACUGCAGGAAUGAAAAGGUACAAAGAAGUAACAGAAGCCCUGGAUUAACAGGAAUAGAUGCUCUAAGUUGCAGGAGCCUGGAGACCCUGAAGGCUUGGCUAUGAAAGAGGGGAGCAGAAAUAAUGGUAGUCAGCAGUAGGAGUAUAAAUACAGCCAGAAAGAAGUUGAGUCACCAUUUUGGGACUCACUAGAGAAGAGAGCAACAGAUGCCUGCAGCUGAGAGGGUGACAAGAUAAACCAGGCUCUAGAGCUGCUUUUGGAUCAUGAACUGUUUUCAAGUUUCUGUUCUUUCAUGAGGCUGCCUAUGUAGCUGUUUUUGUCUUCCUUAUUUCCCUGUAAAUGCUUCAAUAAAUCUUCAUCAUUGA